Molecule: messenger RNA, 965 nt
Organism: Oppia nitens
Lineage: Eukaryota; Metazoa; Arthropoda; Arachnida; Sarcoptiformes; Oppiidae
Gene: ND-23
Product: NADH dehydrogenase [ubiquinone] iron-sulfur protein 8, mitochondrial-like
Exons: 2
Coding region: 83-721 (212 amino acids)
Biological process (GO): mitochondrial electron transport, NADH to ubiquinone; mitochondrial respiratory chain complex I assembly
Cellular component (GO): membrane
Molecular function (GO): NADH dehydrogenase activity; 4 iron, 4 sulfur cluster binding
Source: RefSeq, a predicted model, not a curated record
AAUAAUACAUUUAAUAACAUUAGUGUCGACAUUGAAAACAACAAAUUAAUUAUUAAUUGAAAUCAUCGGUUAAUAGCAUCCAAUGUCUGUCAGACUCUUGAAUCGGCUAUUGUUUGACAAUCGCCACCAACUGCUGCUGCGAUGCCAUCCGUGUCGGUCAUUGACGACAACACCGAUGCUGUCGGGCGGCGGAGAGUAUAAACAAAUGGGAAAAUUGGAUUCAAUGGAGUGGAAAGACAUCACCGAGAGGUCGAUGCAAAAGAUACUGAUGACUGAAAUGACCAGAGGUUUAGGUGUAGUGAUCGGACAGAUAUUUAAAGAGCCGGCGACAAUCAACUAUCCCUUUGAAAAGGGACCCAUAAGUCCACGAUUUAGAGGCGAACACGCGUUACGGCGAUACCCGUCGGGUGAAGAGCGAUGUAUUGCAUGCAAACUGUGUGAAGCCAUAUGUCCGGCUCAGGCCAUCACUAUUGAGGCCGAAGAGAGAGCUGACGGCAGUAGACGUACCACUCGUUACGACAUUGAUAUGACUAAAUGUAUAUACUGUGGCUUCUGUCAGGAGGCCUGUCCUGUGGACGCCAUAGUCGAGGGACCGAACUUUGAGUACUCGACCGAAACUCAUGAAGAACUGCUUUAUAAUAAGGAAAAAUUGUUGAAUAACGGCGACAAAUGGGAGGCAGAAAUUGCUGCCAACUUAGAGGCCGACCAUCUCUACCGUUAAAUAUUUGUGUAAUUAUUAUUUAGUUAUAUAUUGUUAGAAAUUAUAAUCAUUUUAAGUUAAAAAAUAUAAAUAAAAUAUGGUUUACUUCUAAACUUCUUUAAUCCUUUCAUAUAUAAGACUCGAAAUAAAUAUUUUGCGACCAAAAGUUAACUUUAGUUUAACUGAAAAAAGUUUGGUCUCAAUAUAAGCGGUUUUUAUAUCUAUCAUAUCUAUGGAGAACUCAUAUUAAAUACGUGAAGUCAAC